UAUACAUUUUAUACCAUGGAUGGUCAGUCCUUGCAUCCAUAGCUCGGUCUAUGAAUUUGAGAGUAGGUACUUAUCCCUUAGCUUUUCAGCAAAACAGGUGGGGAUAACACCUUAUUAUUUCAAGCUUUAAAGUUGAAGAGCGUUUUCAAAAUUAUUGAAAUGUAACUGUAUGUGGGCUGGACUCUGAGGCUCCGUUGUCUGGAUGAUCCGGAGAACCCAUGCCCAUCCCGGAGAUGUGCCAAGGGGAGGAUGGCUCCCCGUAAGGCUUCUUGCGGUGGCAGACCUGUCUGUGGUGAGAGAGUACCAGGCGUACGCCAUGCUGAGACAGAGGCUGAAUAUGAGCACAGACUCCACCUCUACCCCCUUGUUGACCCUCUGCCAUGCCCCCACCGGGUGACCCCCGCUACCCUCUUACCAUACAGGACUGCCCACUAGAGCCAAGAUGCCCGUGCCAAUCACUUUGCCAUUUUCAUAGGAGACAUUGGACUUAUCAUACAUGUCACACCAGUGUGAAAAUCUAUAAAUAUAUGGAUAUUACUAUUUGGCUACAGUCUAAGUCUGAAUCCGAAAUCACCCACUUGCCCCGGAGCACUCAAUUUGCGCAUUGACGCGCGCCUCCGCCAUGCACGUGACCCAAAACUGAGGGAGUGAAAAGGAUCAAUGGUGUAGGGGCUAAUUUGACCCUGUGAUAGCCACUUCCAUUGAACCAGCACGCAUGCAGGCUCUAGAGCGAAGUGCUAUCCCGACACGUACCACGAUAUGUUUGGAGUUUGCGCAAUUUAAUACAAAAUUAUAGACGCGUGCCUAACUAUAUAAAAAGUGCAUUUGUUUGUUUGAUUUCGAGGUUUGACACGUAACAAGUGAAAUCGCUCCCAAAUUAAAUGUUUAACGGUUACUGAGGUUUAUAUCUUAUUACACAACAUGGGGAAUGUGUUAAUUUGAAUUUAAUGCUCGUUAUAUUAUUUCAACGUGGAACAUAAUUGCCUCAUUCAUGUCACGACUGUGUUCCGAAGUUGAAGGGUUUAUUGAUGUCCUUGCCACUCUGCAAGUCACCUUGGAGUUUCGUCAGCAACACGUGACAACGGAGGGCCCGCCGAACGAGUUGUGUGAGGCACUGUGUCAACCCCCACAGUGCCUCAGGGCAGAGAGUCUGAUUGGCUGUAUGGCUCAGCUGAGGGUCGUGGCCAACUAGCAGCUAGCGCUAACUUCAGGUGACUGGUUGUCAUGGCGAUGCAUAGGGACCAGGAGUAUACAGACAUGUAGUCUGUCCAAUCAGAGCUCUCUCCCAUGGGGAUGGAACUCGCCCCCCUGGGAUGCCAGCCAAUCAGCAGGUAGGGAAUUUGUGAUUAUUCAAUUUUUUAUCUUUAUUUAUUUCUCUAUUGUCUCCCCCUUAUUCCUUCAACUGUUUUCCCCGUUUCUCCAUCCCUGGCCCCGUCCCUCUCCCUGUAUGUGUUCCGUUCCUGUCGAUGGGAGGUGAGCUAGGUUGGAGGGAGGUAGUGAGUCGUGGUAACAGUGUUCUGAGUGGUCAGUACUCUGUAGAGGACGUGAGAGGAGAGGUUGGUCAUCUCUACUGCAGACUAGUGUUCCUGUUUAAUGAAGGACUGGUCCAGUCAGAGAGCUGCCUCACUGACCCCACAACCACAGCAGCCUCCACUCAGAAGAAGAGCAGAAGGAAAGCCCUCUGCCCCUCCCCCUGUGCCCUCACAGACACCAGGUGGCACCCUGGCGGUGGAUAAGGGCUUGGUCUGUUGUGCCCACCACAGGGUCAUGGUGGCUGGCCUUGCCAUGCUAGGGGUGGGCUCCAACCACAACAAAGACGUCCUAGUGUCAGUGCUCCUGGUGGGUCUGGGUGGAGGAGGGCUGGAGCUGGACCCUGCGGUGCUGGACCUGAAGGUUGCAUGAGGAGAGGAGGAUGAGAAGGAGGAGAAGAGGGGAAGACUUUGUGAACAAGUAUCAUGAUCUCAUACUUUACUGUAUAGAAAAUAGAACCAUGUACAGAUGUAGUUUAUGCUAACACUAUCAAUCAAGUAAAGAAUGUUUUAUUCUCAAA
Salvelinus sp. IW2-2015 is the source of this 2050-nucleotide messenger RNA. Its product is annotated as eEF1A lysine and N-terminal methyltransferase-like. The record is from RefSeq and is a predicted model, not a curated record. Lineage: Eukaryota; Metazoa; Chordata; Actinopteri; Salmoniformes; Salmonidae.